AUGGAGCUGAACGACGACCCCGCCCUCGACGACUUUGACGGCAGCCGAGCUACCGAGACGUUCACAAUCACCCUACCGACCGACGUACCGCGCAAGGAUCGCGCGCUCCCAGAGCUAGGGACAUACGACUACUCCGCUUGGUCCCAUACCGAGGAUAACGACGACGCCGAGCGGGCCCGCCGCACCGCCCUCCUGGCACAGGUCCGCAUCGUCGACAUUGUCAUUGUCAACCGCCCCGAGAUUGUCAACUUCUUCACGCCCGCAGCCAACCCCGCGCUGGACCCGUAUACUCCUGGGCCGGUACACCCCUUUAUCGCCGCCUUCGCCAACGUCCACACGGUGCGCGUCGUCCCCGAUCCGGGAGGUACGGUGACGCUCGCGUACUCUGCCGAGACGGGCGGGCCCGAGUACACGCCGACACUGGGCCGUCCCCGUCGCGUGGUCUACUUUGACCCCCUGGCCUCGCAUAUCCAGAUGCGGCACGUCUGGGGCGACGUGUACGGCGACGAGGGGUCAGCGCUCGGCGGGCAGGUGGACAAGGUCGUCUGGGUCGUGCGGUACGACGCUGCGGGGGAGUGGGCGAGCAAGAGCACGGGCCACCCACAUGUGCCUGGCACGGUGCGUGAGGUGGUUGUGGUGUACACUGCUGUGGAGUACCAGCCAGAGUAUCCCUCGGACAUCGAGCCGGGCCAGGCUGCCGAGGUGACGCUGCGGCUCGAGGCGAUCCGUGAUCUUUCUCGACGUGUCGAAGCCAAGAUUACGCUGGUCGGCACCGAAAUGAUCCCGCCCGCUGCGCUGGGGUGGGAGGACGGGUUGGAAGCUGGAGAUGUCCAGGCCAAGGCUCUCAAGACUGUGCGCGACGCCGUGGCGUUCGGACAGGAGCCGAGCGCCGAGCUCUCCGCCUCUCUCGCGAGGAUAUCGGCCCUCUCGCUGGACGACUACGCCGCGAGCAUUGGAGCCGACGAAUUCGACCUUGAGACUGUAGAGUUCAAGCGGUAG
Vanrija pseudolonga is the source of this 999-nucleotide messenger RNA. RefSeq lists its product as uncharacterized. Lineage: Eukaryota; Fungi; Basidiomycota; Tremellomycetes; Trichosporonales; Trichosporonaceae. Bases 1 to 999 code for a protein of 332 amino acids. The record is from RefSeq and is a predicted model, not a curated record. The transcript has a single exon.